Messenger RNA from Closterium sp. Naga37s-1, 1149 nucleotides. Lineage: Eukaryota; Viridiplantae; Streptophyta; Zygnematophyceae; Desmidiales; Closteriaceae. The record is from the annotation of a GenBank genome assembly.
AUGACGGUGUCGUCCUUGCCCUGCGUGAUCACCACCACCCGCUUCCUCGCCUCGUUCACCUUCGGCAGCUCCGUCAUCUUGAGCGCUAUCUCCUCCACCUUCUCCGUCUGCUCACAGCCCGUAGUCCACGUAGCUGCACGGGCGGGCAUGGGCGGACAUGGGCGGGUGGACAUGGGCGGGUGGACAUGGGCGGGUGGACAUGGGCGGGUGGACAUGGGCGGGUGGACAUGGGCGGGUGGACAUGGGCGGGUGGACAUGGGCGGGUGGACAUGGGCGGGUGUGGACAUGGGCGGGUGGACAUGGGCGGGUGGACAUGGGCGGGUGGACAUGGGCGGGUGGACAUGGGCGGGUGGACAUGGGCGGGGUGGACAUGGGCGGGUGGACAUGGGCGGGUGGACAUGGGCGGGUGGACAUGGGCGGGUGGACAUGGGCGGGUGGACAUGGGCGGGUGGACAUGGGCGGGUGGACAUGGGCGGGUGGACAUGGGCGGGUGGACAUGGGCGGGUGGACAUGGGCGGGUGGACAUGGGCGGGUGGACAUGGGCGGGUGGACAUGGGCGGGUGGACAUGGGCGGGUGGACAUGGGCGGGUGGACAUGGGCGGGUGGACAUGGGCGGGUGGACAUGGGCGGGUGGACAUGGGCGGGUGGACAUGGGCGGGUGGACAUGGGCGGGUGGACAUGGGCGGGUGGACAUGGGCGGGUGGACAUGGGCGGGUGGACAUGGGCGGGUGGACAUGGGCGGGUGGACAUGGGCGGGUGGACAUGGGCGGGUGGACAUGGGCGGGUGGACAUGGGCGGGUGGACAUGGGCGGGUGGACAUGGGCGGGUGGACAUGGGCGGGUGGACAUGGGCGGGUGGACAUGGGCGGGUGGACAUGGGCGGGGUGGACAUGGGCGGGUGGACAUGGGCGGGUGGACAUGGGCGGGUGGACAUGGGCGGGUGGACAUGGGCGGGUGGACAUGGGCGGGUGGACAUGGGCGGGUGGACAUGGGCGGACAUGGGGAAGGCACGCAUGACAGGGCAGGCGUGAGAGGGUGGGCAUGGGAGGAGAGGCAUGGGAGGGAAGGCAUGGCGGCGGAGGAGGGAGGACUGGUGAGUGAAAGUAGAUUACUCAGGGACAGGAAAAGGAAGGGAGGCGGGGGUGCAUGA